UUUAUAGAAUGUUCCAUUUACCUCUCCUUAUCAAACAGUAAGAUUGCCUUAUAAACUUGGGACAUACGUGCUGUCAGCCAGUUUGUCACACAACGUUUAAUUUGAUAUGCAGUCAUUACUUGCUAUUGUUCUAGUCGUAGCGGCAGCCAGUGUAGACGCUGCUUGCCCUAGAGAUUGGACUGAACUUGAAGGAUCAUGUUGGUUCGUUAGUCAUGAAAAGUCAAAAUGGACAGAUGCCAAUUCUGCCUGUCAAUCAUUCCAUGGAGAACUUGCUGUUUUACCUGACAGGCAGAUCUUAACAUCGGUAACAGAUGGUUUAUUAAGGCAUACCCACGGAGACAAGUUUUGGCUUGAUGGCUCAGAUAUCAUCACAGAAGGAGACUGGGUGUGGAACGCCAAUUUACAACCCAUUGAUUUACACAUGCUAGGAAUAUCUAUUAGCGACAAUGACAAAGACAAAAAUUGCCUGUAUAUCGACAGAGAUCACCAUAACAGCUGGAAGGCUGAAUCUUGUGAAUCGGAUGCAUAUUAUAUUUGUCAGCACAGACCAACUGGUUCAUCAGUAUUGGGAUAGAUCAUCAUGUCUGAUAGAGGAAUUACCACUAGUAUUAUAUAUUAAAGUAUAUUCAAGUGAAA
Molecule: messenger RNA, 636 nt
Organism: Mytilus californianus (California mussel)
Lineage: Eukaryota; Metazoa; Mollusca; Bivalvia; Mytilida; Mytilidae
Product: C-type lectin domain family 4 member M-like
Exons: 5
Coding region: 107-574 (155 amino acids)
Source: RefSeq, a predicted model, not a curated record